UCUUGUUUAACAACCUAUUAACAACCAAGGUCAUUUAAGGACGUGAAGAACAAGGUAGCAAGCAUCUCAGGGAUAUUGCGACCUCAGAGAACCAACUCUAAUUCUACAUUACAAUUUCAUAGUCAAAUGCAAUUUCAGGCUUAAGGAUAUAUGCUACCUUUGUGAUAUGCAUCAAAAAGAGUUCUACACUAAAGAAUCUGUAAAAUUGGUCCUUCUGAAAGGUGCACAUAAUUGAUGCCAUUUUAAAAGGUAGACAAGAAUUAAUGACACAUUUAGAAAAGAACUCUGGUAUUGAUGACAAACUUAAAAAAAUACACAAGAAUCAAUGACAUAUUUGAAAGGUACACAAGCAUUAAUGACCUAAUUAUAGGUACACAAGAAUUGAUGACAUAUAUGUAAAUUGCACAACAAAGAAGAUUUGAUAAGGGAUUAGUAAUUUUGAAUCAUAUAAGUUGAUACCACUCAAAUAUACCUGAAGUAUACAUUGUAACUAGUAAUGUAAGAAAAUAGUUUAAAUUUGAUUUGUUAUUUUGUAAUUUCAGAACUGUCACAACGUUAAACAUAUGUCACCAGGUUCAACAAAUGCCGUUAAAUAUCACAAUUCUUUGACAAGAACAACACCGUACCCAGACAGAAUGGGAAGAUGGCUUUACAUUUAAGAUGUUCCUGUUCCAGUUUGUCAACUACUAUUCCUCCAUCUUCUAUAUUGCAUUCUUCAAGGACAAAAAACUGAUGAUAUGGUUUAAGUCUCGGUCAGUGACUAAGGACCCGAACGAGGAGAAAGUGUACUCGAGGUGGGAACAGGACUUUCAUCAGGCCGACAUACCCAACAUUGGACUAUAUGAUGAAGAUCUUGAAGUAGUGAUCCAGUAUGGAUUUGUCACCAUUUUCGUGGCUGUUUUCCAUUAGCUCCUUUGUUUGCUCUUAUCAACAACAUCUUUGAGAUCCGAUUGGAUGCUUA
Mizuhopecten yessoensis (Yesso scallop) is the source of this 961-nucleotide messenger RNA. RefSeq names its product anoctamin-6-like. Gene Ontology annotation, cellular component: plasma membrane. Gene Ontology annotation, biological process: chloride transmembrane transport. The transcript has 4 exons. NCBI's taxonomy places the organism in Eukaryota, Metazoa, Mollusca, Bivalvia, Pectinida, Pectinidae. Gene Ontology annotation, molecular function: chloride channel activity. The record is from RefSeq and is a predicted model, not a curated record. The coding region runs from base 661 to 909 and encodes 82 amino acids.